UUUCCACGUGCGUUUUUCACGUUUUCCUUUGGAUGUGAACAGCAGUUGACCGCGUGGUUGGUUGAUUGAGUGUGGCUUGAAGCUAGAAGCGAACAGGGAAUCCAUCCAUCCGAUCGGCGGAUUGAAAGUGAAAAAGAACGGGGUGUUUGGGUGGCGUUUAUGACCCAUUGAUUGACGACCGACCAAGUCCAAGCAGGCCGUGAUCAUCAUCAUCAUCAUCAUGUUGGUAUUGUUCGAGACUCCGGCCGGCUUUGCCGUGUUCAAGUUACUGGACGAAAAGAAGCUGCAGAAGAGCGAAAAUUUGUAUCAAGACUUCACGAGCGUGGACGCGGCCAAGAAGGUGGUCAAACUGAAAAUGUUCGAGAAAUUUGAGGAUACGACAGAGGCCUUGGCCUCGGCUACGGCCUCGGUGGAAGGCAAGAUGUCCAAGGGCUUGAAGAAAUUGCUCAAGAAGGUGAUUUCGCAAGAAGCCAACCAGAAUUUGGCCGUGGCCGAUGCCAAAUUGGGCAACGCCAUCCAAGACAAGUUGGCCUUGAAAUGCGUGUACGACUCGAAAGUGGGCGAACUGAUGCGAUGCAUUCGCUCGCAAAUGACGGGUCUGAUCUCCGGAUUGCCCGAACGGGAAAUGACGGCCAUGUCCUUGGGUCUGGCCCAUUCAUUGUCCCGCUACAAGCUCAAGUUCAGUCCCGACAAGAUCGACACCAUGAUCGUGCAAGCCGUUUCGCUCCUCGACGACCUGGACAAGGAGCUCAACAACUACAUGAUGCGUUGUCGAGAAUGGUACGGAUGGCAUUUCCCUGAAUUGGGCAAGAUUCUCACCGACAACAUCGCUUUCAUCCGAUCCAUCCAACUCAUGGGCGAGCGCACCAACGCCCACGACACGGAUUUGUCCGACAUCCUGCCGGAAGACGUCGAACAAAAGGUCAAGGCCGCGGCCGAGAUCUCCAUGGGCACUGAGAUCUCCGAUGAGGACAUGCUUAACAUCAAGCAUUUGUGCCAACAAGUCCUGGAAAUCCAAGAAUACCGCACCCAACUGUAUGAGUACUUGAAGAACCGCAUGAUCGCCAUUGCCCCUAACCUCACGAUUCUGGUCGGGGAGUUGGUCGGCGCUCGGCUCAUCUCCCAUGCCGGGUCCCUUCUCAACUUGGCCAAGCAUCCCGCUUCCACCGUCCAAAUUUUGGGCUCCGAGAAAGCGCUCUUUAAAGCUCUCAAAACCAACCACGACACGCCCAAGUAUGGUCUCAUUUACCACGCGCAAGUGGUGGGCUCGGCUAGUGCCAAGCUGAAGGGCAAGAUCUCGCGGACAUUGGCCGCCAAAGCCGCGCUGGGAUGUCGCGUGGACGCUUUGGGCGAAGAGACUUCGACCGAACUCGGUCUGGAGCAACGCGCCAAAGUAGAAGGCCGGAUUCGCCAACUCGAAGGCGGUCAUGCCCAUCAAAUCUCGGGCUUGGCCAAGAAGAGCGCCAAGUUCGACAAGUACGAGAACAAGAGUGAGGUCCUCCAAUUCAAAUCCGCGGGCGACAGCACUAUGGCCAGUUCGACUAAGCGCAAAUUCGAAGACUCCCAGGAUGAGGCGCUCGAGGUCAAGAAGAUGAAGGUCGACGAAACAGUGGACGAGGACUCAAGCCCGAAGAAGAAGAAAAAGAAGAAGAACAAAGAAAACGAGGAUAAAGAGGCCAAUGGAGAGGCCACCGAAGCACCGGAGACGCCCAAAUCUGAGAAGAAGAAGAAAAAGAAGAAGAACAAAGAAAACGAGGAUAAAGAGGCCAAUGGAGAGGCCACCGAAGCACCGGAGACGCCCAAAUCUGAGAAGAAGAAGAAAAAGAAGAAGAAAGCCGACUUGGAGAAUGGUGCUAAUGGCGUUCAUGAAUAAAUCCUCCCUACGGUUACAUUCUAUUCUUCCUGUUCACAUUUCCUACCGAACCCACAGAAUUGACAUUGGUCACAUAAUCAUGAGAAGUAACUAUGAUGUAAGCGAAUUAAUGAUAUAUAUUGUCCAAUGUUAUUUUGUAAAUAACAACACCACCUUAUGGGAUCA
This is a messenger RNA of Tigriopus californicus, 2038 nucleotides long. It is a transcript of the gene nop5, whose product is annotated as nucleolar protein 58-like. The record is from RefSeq and is a predicted model, not a curated record. Gene Ontology annotation, cellular component: small-subunit processome; box C/D methylation guide snoRNP complex. Lineage: Eukaryota; Metazoa; Arthropoda; Copepoda; Harpacticoida; Harpacticidae. The transcript has a single exon. Gene Ontology annotation, molecular function: snoRNA binding. The coding region runs from base 221 to 1873 and encodes 550 amino acids.